This is a messenger RNA of Procambarus clarkii (red swamp crayfish), 735 nucleotides long. The record is from RefSeq and is a predicted model, not a curated record. NCBI's taxonomy places the organism in Eukaryota, Metazoa, Arthropoda, Malacostraca, Decapoda, Cambaridae.
AUGCGUGUCAAGCUUGCAAUGCCCGCAGACACCUUGCAACAAGGUCCUCAGGUCUAUACGACAAGGCCACACCCUUGUGAUAAAGUAGCGUGUGAUAAAGUAGCGUGUGAUAAAGUAGCGCGUGAUAAAGUAGCGCGUGAUAAAGUAGCGCGUGAUAAAGUAGCGCGUGAUAAAGUAACGCGUGAUAAAGUAACGCGUGAUAAAGUAACGCGUGAUAAAGUAACGCGUGAUAAAGUAACGCGUGAUAAAGUAACGCGUGAUAAAGUAACGCGUGAUAAAGUAACGCGUGAUAAAGUAACGCGUGAUAAAGUAACGCGUGAUAAAGUAACGCGUGAUAAAGUAACGCGUGAUAAAGUAACGCGUGAUAAAGUAGCGCGUGAUAAAGUAGCGCGUGAUAAAGUAACGCGUGAUAAAGUAACGCGUGAUAAAGUAACGCGUGAUAAAGUAGCGCGUGAUAAAGUAGCGCGUGAUAAAGUAACGCGUGAUAAAGUAACGCGUGAUAAAGUAACGCGUGAUAAAGUAACGCGUGAUAAAGUAACGCGUGAUAAAGUAACGCGUGAUAAAGUAACGCGUGAUAAAGUAACGCGUGAUAAAGUAACGCGUGAUAAAGUAACGCGUGAUAAAGUAACGCGUGAUAAAGUAACGCGUGAUAAAGUAACGCGUGAUAAAGUAACGCGUGAUAAAGUAGCGCGUAAUAAAGUAGCAUUUCUUCAUCAAUCUCAUAAAUGCUUCUGA